UCCUCCGAAAGUUACACCCCGGAGUACGUCGUCCCCAUUAUAGAAGAGCCCAGGCUUUUAGGCCAUAUCCCAGUCAUCCCGGAAGCCAUUAUUGCUUUCCUCGCCGUCGUCCGGAUCGUUGCGGCCCAUUCGGCAGUUCUUGCGGGAUUUUCAGCCAGCGCUUUACGCGACCAUAUCUUGGAUGCCCGAUCCAAAGUCAUCAUCACCGCAGAUAAAGGGAGACGUGGCGGCAAAACAAUCGGCCUCAAAGCAAUCUUGGACCACGCAUUGCAAGGUCAUGAUUGCCAUGUCACAAACAUAACGGGCGGCGCCAACGUACCAUUUACGCCGGGUCGCGAUCUGUGGUGGCACGAAGAGCUGGAAAAAUGGCCGCCGUAUAUCGCACCCGAGGUGGUAAAUUCCGAAGAUCGGCUCUUCCUGCUGUACACCUCCAGAUCGGCCGGAAAGCCCAAGGGGGUGCUGCACAGUACGGCUGGAUAUCUUCUAGGUGCGACAGUUUCGACAAAAUACGCAUUCUAUAUGCACGACGGCGACCGUUAUUUUUGCAGCGGUGAUUUUGGUUGGAUCACCGGUCAUACCUAUGGUAUUUAUGGUCCCUUCCUCCUAGGUGUCACCACGGUGGUUUUCGAAGGCAGCCCGACGUACCCGAACACUUCACGUUAUUGGAAUAUCAUACGCAAGUACGGCGUAAUGCAUUUUUAUACCACCCCCACGGCGCUCAGGUUGCUCAAACGUGCGGCUGGGGACGGCGGCUGCGUCAUCCCCAACAUGCAUACGUUGAGGGUAUUAGGGUCCGUCGGAGAGCCGAUUGCGCCUGAAGUCUGGAAGUGGUACUUCGAGGUGGUUGGGAGGGGUAAAGCACAUGUCGUGGAUACAUACUUCCAAACAGAGACUGGAUCGCACGCCAUCACGCCUCUGGCUGGAGUCACACCCGUCAAGCCGGGCAGCGCAUCCCUUCCUUUCUUCGGCAUCGCCCCAGAGAUAUUGGAUCCCGUGUCGGGCGAAGAAAUUCCCGAAAGGGACAUCGAGGGCGUCUUGGUUUACAAGCACCCCUGGCCCAGCAUGGCUCGCACUGUCAGGGGCGUGCAUCAGAGGUUUCUGGAUACACAUUUGAGGGUAUAUGAUAACGUUUACUUCACCGGUGACCAGACCACUUGCGAUCACGAUGGGUUCUACUGGAUCUGA
This is a messenger RNA of Pyricularia grisea, 1185 nucleotides long. RefSeq lists its product as uncharacterized. NCBI's taxonomy places the organism in Eukaryota, Fungi, Ascomycota, Sordariomycetes, Magnaporthales, Pyriculariaceae. Gene Ontology annotation, molecular function: acetyl-CoA synthetase activity. The record is from RefSeq and is a predicted model, not a curated record. Gene Ontology annotation, biological process: acetyl-CoA biosynthetic process. The annotation marks the transcript as partial. Gene Ontology annotation, cellular component: cytosol. The transcript has 4 exons.